Molecule: messenger RNA, 1350 nt
Organism: Rhinocladiella mackenziei CBS 650.93
Lineage: Eukaryota; Fungi; Ascomycota; Eurotiomycetes; Chaetothyriales; Herpotrichiellaceae
Exons: 1
Coding region: 1-1350 (449 amino acids)
Molecular function (GO): metalloaminopeptidase activity; manganese ion binding
Source: RefSeq, a predicted model, not a curated record
AUGUCUGCGACCGAUGUAACCCUCAAGGCAAAAUAUCCGGCAAAAGCCCACUGUCGGCGGGUAUCCAAAUACCUGACUGAUGCCGGCUUCUCCGACGAUGGAGUCAUCUAUCUCGAAGCGCAGAAGACCCGCAUGGUUGAAGACGACGACCAGGCCAUGCAUUUCCGACAACGACGAUACUUCUUCUACUUGUCUGGCUGCAAGCUUCCCGACGCCUAUCUGACUUACAACAUCUCGCAAGACAUUCUGACCCUCUUCAUUCCUCCGAUCGAUCCCGACAGCGUCAUUUGGGCCGGGUUACCGGAGUCGAAAGAGGAGGCAUUGAAGAAAUAUGAUGUCGAUCAGGUCCUGUAUACCAAUGAAGUCAACGCCUCACUGGCAGCUUACUGUCCCUCCAAAUCCAGUACCGUCUAUGCCAUUCCGGAACAGGUGUCGGAACACAUCACGUUCCUUCCCUUCGCGACGGCGGAAUUUUCAUGCCUAAAGACCGCCAUCGACGAAUGCCGCGUAGUGAAAGACAGCUACGAAGUCGCCCUGAUACGAAAAGCCAACGAGAUCUCCACGAUGGCACACAUCGAAGCUGCCAAAGCUGCCCGCACCGCCACGAACGAGCAAGAACUCUACGGCGCCUUCGUCGGCACGUGCAUUUGUAACGGAGCACACGAGCAAGCAUACCACUCCAUCUGCGCCAGUGGCACGAGCUGCUCGACGCUCCACUAUGUCCGCAACGACCAGCCACUGGGCGAUCGUCUGAACGUGCUCCUUGACGCCGGGGCCGAGUACGAGUGUUAUUGCGCUGACAUUACCCGCACAUUUCCCAUUUCAGGGACAUUCACACCGGAGUCACAGACCAUCUAUUCCAUCGUCGACGAGAUGCAGUCGUCCUGUUUCAAGAUGCUCCAUGGCAACGUGCGCUGGGAAGACGUCCACGAGAAUGCACACUGGGUGGCGAUCCGAGGGCUGAAGAAGGCCGGCAUCUUGGUUGGCGACGAGCAGGAGAUCUUCAACAACCGUGUCAGCGUCGCGUUCUUCCCACAUGGCCUAGGCCAUUACCUCGGUAUGGACACGCACGACACGGGCGGCCACGCCAAUUACGACGACCCGGACGCAAUGUUCAAGUACCUGCGUGUCCGUGGUAAAGUUCCCGCGGGCGCCGUCAUCACCGUCGAACCGGGUAUUUAUUUCUGCAAGUUUAUCAUCGACCCGGUCCUCGAGGAUCCUGAGCUGAGUAAGUACAUCGAUAAGGCCGUCUUGGAUCGGUUCUGGGCCGUGGGCGGCGUGCGCAUCGAAGACGAUGUGCACAUUACAGAAGACGGUUAUGAGAAUUUGACGGAUACGCCCAAGAUAUGA